Messenger RNA from Racocetra persica, 381 nucleotides. The record is from the annotation of a GenBank genome assembly. NCBI's taxonomy places the organism in Eukaryota, Fungi, Glomeromycota, Glomeromycetes, Diversisporales, Gigasporaceae.
AUGACAUCUAAACCACAUAAUUUUCAUGUAAAAAUUCCAAUUGAGGAGGCAAAUAAAAAAAUUUCGAAAAUUGCCUGCUCUCCUAACAUGAAACACGUUGCUGCAUUGCACGAAGAUAACUAUGUUAGCCUUUGGUCUAUUGAUAGUCAACGGAAUCAUUUAGAGAAUGAAAAAACAAUCAAAAUUUACACAAAAGCAAUUGGUGAAAGAAUAUUUGCAAUUUCUGAUUAUAAACAUGUUGCAAUAAGUCUUGAUAGAAACAAACCCUAUAAUUUCAAAAUUUUCGAUUUUAAAAAGGAAAAGGAAGUAUUAUUAAAAUUUCCAGAUUGGCAAAAGGAAAUUGACUUCUUAUCCUUUAUUGAUAACGGAAAUAUUAUAAUG